AUGGAGGCUAAUUAUCUUCCACGUGGAAGAUCAAGGCGUUUUGUUGAGAAAGCUACAAAUGAACAUCAUUUUCUUGUUGGAAUUUUCUUGGAAGUGAUUGAUUUGCAUCUUCAAGAACUUGAUAAUCGAUUUAAUGAGAAGAACAUGGAGCUACUUACUUGCAUGGCUAGCUUAAGUCCUAAGGAUAAUUUUUCAUCGUUUGACAAAGAAAAGGUGCUUAAACUUGCUUCUUUGUACCCCGAAAAAUUUUCACAUAAUGAGUUGUUGAGUCUUGAUGAUCAACUUGAAGUGUUCAAGCAAAUAAUGUUAGAAGAUGAAAAUUUUCAAGAUUUGCAUGACAUUAAUUCUCUUUCAAAGAUGCUUGUCAAAACCAAGUUGCAUGAAACUUAUCCUCUUAUUCAUUUGCUUAUCAAGUUAAUGUUGAUUCUUCCCGUUGCUACGGCAAGUGUUGAAAGAGUCUUUUCGGCAAUGACAUACAUCAAAAGUAAAUUGAGAAAUAGUAUGGGUGAUCAACUUAUGAAUGAUUGUUUGGUUACUUACAUUGAGAAAGAAGUGUUUUUGCAAGUCCCCGAUGAAGAUAUCAUUGAUCGAUUUCAAAAAAUGAAGACUCGAAGAAUAUUUUAG
Chenopodium quinoa (quinoa) is the source of this 624-nucleotide messenger RNA. RefSeq lists its product as uncharacterized. Gene Ontology annotation, molecular function: protein dimerization activity. The transcript is spliced from 2 exons. The coding region runs from base 1 to 624 and encodes 207 amino acids. The record is from RefSeq and is a predicted model, not a curated record. NCBI's taxonomy places the organism in Eukaryota, Viridiplantae, Streptophyta, Magnoliopsida, Caryophyllales, Amaranthaceae.